This is a messenger RNA of Cetraspora pellucida, 468 nucleotides long. NCBI's taxonomy places the organism in Eukaryota, Fungi, Glomeromycota, Glomeromycetes, Diversisporales, Gigasporaceae. The record is from the annotation of a GenBank genome assembly.
ACUGACUAUGAUGACGAAGAGAUCAAUAUUGGUCUUCGGGAACAGGAACAAGACAUUCAUCAAAUUCUUUUCAAAUCACUUAUUAGAAAUAACUUGUUUUCCAUUCAACCAAGCUUUUAUGAUUCGCACUUAACAACAAAGCCUAAAAAAGCUAUAUAUGCUGAACUAUUUGGAUUAUCAAAAAAGGCUAUCGAUUUGGCUAUCAAAUCUGAUAUGUCACAGGAGCUAGUAAAUACCCUUAAAUUAUUUCUAAAUAACGUACAAGACAAAAAUCAACAAACAAAUAAUGAUGACAAUCAGAUUGUCAUAAAUAAUCCAAAUAUUGUUAAGCAUAAGGGCCAGCCACCAAAAAGAUUGAAGUCUAAUAUUGAUGGCGGUGGUGAUAAUGAUGCGACGAGUGUUGUGAAGGGAUGUAUGUGUAGGAAGUAUAAACAAUAUAGGCAUUAUGCUAAAACAUGUCAGGCAUGA